UGAGCGUUAGGAACAAGUCUCACUAGUCGGAUUUGGAGCCAGUGAGAGAGACACAUCGAGAGAAUCCAAGCAGGACAGACGAGAAAUGAACUAUCUAAUGACUUGCCACAUCCGAGCACAUUCUCAAAUGCCCUGCAAGCGAAACCCAUGAAUAAGGAUUGCAAUAUAUACAUUUUUACACCCUGGAAAAUCUGGCAAUCAUUUUUGUCAGUGGUGUAAAUUUAAGUUAAGCUUGCUUUUAAUUAAUUUGCAUUGAUUCCUUUUCAUUUACAUUUUUUAAGUGUGUAAUCUGGAUUGUAACGAUUCAUUGGUGUAUGCGGAUUUAUCUUGGGAGCAAGCAGGAACAUCCAGCAGGAGAACGAAAGACCCAGCAUCAACAUGUUCUUCUGAAGAGAUCUUUCCAAACCAUCAUCCAUCUGCCAUCACAUUCCCGUCCUAAUUAGUCGGGAAUGAAGUAGGAGUGAAAAGGGAAUGGAAAACAUAGGUCCAUCCUAAAAAAAAACGUGGAGGAAAAAAACUGUUUAUUUGGAAAAGUAAACUCAACCGCAACAAAACGGCUGUGGGAAUUGCUUUUGCUGCGGAGUUUUGUCCACGAGCUGCAUUACCCUAAAGACCUGGAAUUCUGCUGUUAAAUCCACUGACUGCACCUUUGUUUAAUCUGUCCACCGCUGUGUGUUUUAGUAGAUAUCCAUGCAGGCUCCCAAAACACGUUGUUCCUGAUCACACUGACGGAUUCACCUGAAGCGCACACGCUUUGUUCCGAGUCCAGAGAUCUCCAGCCUCUGGGAGAAAGAGAGAGAGAGUAUCCCGCACACGGCUUUGAUGGGAGUAAAUAGACGGAAUUCGGGAUUUCAAAUGGCGAGUCGGGGCUGUGUAAAUGGAUUGGGAGUUCUCCUGAUAUUCUUAGUGGAUUUACUCGGGAUCACGGCGACCAACAUGGAGCCCAUCUACUGGAAUUCCUUGAACAAAAGGUUUAGUGACGACAAGGGUUAUGUCCUGUACCCUCAAAUCGGAGAUCGUCUGGAUCUCAUUUGCCCGUCUUCAGAUCCGCCCGGCCCUCGUGCCCCUGCCGAUUAUGAGUACUAUAAACUGUACCUGGUUUCGUCUCGGGAGCAGGCAGACAGGUGUGAAGUGACCGGAGCCCCGAACCUGCUUCUCACCUGCGAUAAACCCAACAGCGACAUGCGUUUCACCAUCAAGUUUCAGGAGUACUCGCCAAACCUGUGGGGCCACGAAUUUAAGACCAACCAUGACUACUUCAUCAUCGCUACAUCAGACGGGACGCGUCAGGGGCUGGAGAGCAUGAGAGGAGGGGUUUGCGCUACACAGGGCAUGAAGGUGGUGCUGAAAGUGGGACAGAGUCCAUAUGGUCUGCCAGCCAAAUCUCCCAAACCUGACUCCGCGGGCCGUAUCAACAACCCAAACCCAGGUACUGGAAACAGCACCCAUCCCAAAAUUCCCCCUAGAGGUUCUGGUGGUGAAAAUGGCCCUCUUCCUGCCUCCAACAUCGCAGUUAUCGCCGGUGCGGCUGGCGGUUCAGCAUUCCUCCUGCUCGUCACUGCUGUGAUCUGCGUGGUGUGCUACCGACGCCGACACGCCAAGCACUCCGAAUCGCACCAUCCUCCCCUGUCCCUCUCCUCCCUGACCUCACCCAAACGGGGCUGCGGCGGGGGCGUAGGGGGCGGCAACAACAACGGCUCAGAGCCUAGCGACAUCAUCAUCCCGCUGCGGACUUCUGACUCCGCCUACUGCCCGCACUACGAGAAAGUGAGUGGGGACUACGGCCAUCCGGUCUACAUCGUACAGGAGAUGCCUCCUCAGAGUCCUGCCAACAUCUAUUAUAAAGUAUGAGAACCGGAGACCACCUUACUGAAAACAUCCGCUAUAACCACACCCACCUUAAACGACUACCUAAACCCCGCCUCCAAGCCCCGUCCCUCACCGUCUGCAUCCCUGUAGAUCAGAUACCUUUACCUUCACACACAUUUCUCCGAUACACUGACCGCUCACGGUCGAGUGAGUCUGAUUGUGUGUGCCACCGUUCCUCAAAACUUUCCCCUACUUUGGCCUUUUGUUGGAGAGAGGAUGUCUUAAUGUAAAGGCGUCCUCCUUUCUGACGUCCCACAUGGGGAAAAGCUCGUAAAUCUACAAAAAGACCUCCUGGAGGACUGAAAAAAAAACAUUAUCUUCUUUUUAGGGGGCGCUCUGGAGCACAAGCAUCAAAACUUUUUUCUGAUGUACUUGCGAGACUAUAAACACCCAAAAAAGAAAACAAAAACUUCUGAACCUACGAAGACAACGCGGACUUUGGCUUCGAAUGCUACAUUUACUCACAAAUAGCAGUCUAGUUUGUGUUAAACUCCUUCGGAAGGGGGAGGGGCCAUUGAUUCAGCCAAUCGUCACACAGGGCUGCAGUCCUGUAAUCUAAAACCCGUGUGUUGGAUUGGUGGAGCUGUAGUGGCGUGGAGAAUCUUGUAUAUUUUAAUAACGUGUGUAUUUUGUGAGUGUCUAGGAUAAAUAUUCCAACAUUGCUGGCGCGACCGGCGUGUUUCAGUACAACUCGCAAGUGUUUUUGCGCGUGGAUGAGUGCGUGUUUGAGUACAGUGUUAGUGUGAGCAUGGGCGCGUGUGUUUGUUAGACUGUUUCAAUACCAAAACACAAAAAUAUGAGCGAACAUCAAAAAGGUUUUUUUUUUAUUGCUUUCGACACAUAGAUUAUAAUUAUAUAUGAAUACUCAGUAAAUAAUUUUUAGAUUUUUUUUUUUCAUGUAAAGUUACAGUUUGUUAGGCCUAAUUUUUAUUCUCCUAUUUUUUAUGACACGCUGACCUUGUUUCUUCCCCUUUUUUGAGUUGUAAAUUAAUUUAAUGCUUUCAUUCUGUUGCGGAAAGCCAGUUUGUUUGGUUCCCCCUCGUUUUCCUCUUUCCCAGGAGUCUCCUCCGCUCUACACAUAUAUUUUUAUAGCUCCUUGUACUCUGAUGUAGUUUUGAAGCUAGACCUCGUUUGUGAAUGUGUUGAGGUAGAACAAUCCGAGAAAGUUUUUUUUAUUAUUAUUAUUUUUAAAAGACGCUUGGAAAAAAAAGGGAAAAAACCCGGGAAGGAGGGAAGAAUUGGAUGGGGGUGAAAUAAAAAGAAUCGCGAACACCGCCUGUUGAGAAAGCUAACGCACGAGCGAGGAAGCUUCUACAAAGACUGUGAAACUAUGGAAGAAUCACACAUUAAAAGAAAGAAAAUAUAUGGGAGGGGGAGGUGGGGGAGAGGAGGAAAGUUAAAAUGUUUGAAGGAGGAAUAGAGAGAGAGAGAGGGAUGGAAAGGUUUUUAAUAAACCCGUCUAAAAUGGUGGAAGAGGCAGGCCUGUUGGUCUUCUGAGGUAAAAAGAGACAGUUGAGGGAAAGAAAGGCAUAGAUGGACACACAGAAUUACUCUUUUAACAGACACACAGUGCUCUUUUCUGUUCACAUCAAGUGAAGUGGAAAUAUUUCUAGACUCGUUGCAAAUUCUUGAGUAUCUGUGGACACGUCUCAAUUUAAUGUAGACAUUUACACACACACACACACACACUGAGAGAACAACGAUGGCCAUGGUACACAGAAAAGCUCUCUAGUAAAGUGAUUUUCACCUCACACACAUAUGUGCAGCUCCAAAACACAAUCAAAAGCCAUUCUGAUUGGGCAUACAUGCUGGUUACCUCAACAAAUGCCGUGAUUAGCAUUGUUCUUUCACAUUCUCUUUCUCUCUUCUCUCUCUCUCUCACACACACACACAUAUACACACACAAUCAUGCAGCUUUGUAACUAGCUGUGUGUGUAUUUCUCUGUUAGUGCCAAUGAAAUUGCUCUUUUAGGCCUGCAACAUACUCUGUGCAAGUAUGUGAAUACAAAUGCUUCUAGCUACAUGUUAUUGCUUACUGAAACGUAUCAAAAUUCAACUGCAUUUUUUGCGCUAAUGCAACGAUUAGCAUAAGAUAGAUAAGGUAAAAUUAACACAGCAUAAAAACAUCUUUACAGUGAAGAUAUUCUGACUAAAAAGGUAAAAUUUGUUCCCAAAAUUUAUUUUGUUUUAGAUAAAUCAAUGUGGUCAUUAUUUAUGUUGCAUCUUAUUUGUGCUAGUAUGCUACUAAUAUGCUAGCUGCGCUAAAAACAGUUAGACAAACCCCAGCAAACAAUUCUGAGUUUAAUAGGCAUCUAAUAAACAUCAAAACGUAGACAGCUUGGCUAAAACAAGGCUAAACUUGGGCUGUCAGUGAAUAGACAUCUAAGAAUAGCCCAAAAUCAGACUAGUCGUCAAAUAGACAGAUUAGACUUAUCUUGUGCACUAGACUUUAUAUGUGUAGUCAUUCAUUUCUGUUUUUUUGAUGACUAGUCUAGUUAUGGCCUAUUCUUAGAUGUCUAUCAGAUUUUCACUGACAGCCCAAAUUUAGCCUUGUUUUAGCCAAGAUGACUAUGUUUGGACGUCUAUUGGACAUCUAUUAGACAUCUUUAAUGCAAUGAUUAGCAUAAGAUACAUUAGGUAAAGUUAAAGUUGUAAAAAAACAUCUUUACAGUGAAUGUAUUAUGUCUAAAAAUGUAUUAUUUGUUCCCAAAAGUUCUUUCUUUUUAGAUAAAUCAAUGUGGUCAUUAUUUAUGUUGCAUCUUAUGUGUGCUAGUAUGCUACUGAUAUGCUAGCUGCUCUAAAAAAACUUACUUUGGAGUUACUCUGGCAAACAAUUGUGAGUUAAAUAGAUGUCUAAUAGUCAUCUAAAUGUAGACAGCUUGGCUAAAACAAGGCUAAACUUGGGCUGCCAGUGGAAAUCUAAUAGACAUCUAAGAAUAGCCCAAAACUAGACUAGUCGUCAAAUAGACAGAUUAGACAGGCUUUAUUUGUGUAGUCAUUCCUUUCUAUUUGUUUGAUGACUAGUCUAAUUUUGGACUAUUCUUAGACGUCUAUUAGAUUUUCUCUGACAGCCCAAAUUUAGCCUUGUUUUAGCCCAGACGACUAUGUUUAGACCUCCAUUAGACCUCUAUUAGACAUCUAUUAGAAACAAAAAAUUUCUAAAUGAACUAAAACAAAUUAGUAAAAUCCUGCUCAUGUUUUAACUAAAGGAAACAAAUUUUAACAACAUAGAAUUCAUUUUGUUUAAAGCAUUAGCAUCUGUGUUAGCAUUCUUGCACAGAGUAUGGCCUCAGGAGUAAAAAUUGUGUUCUGUUUCACUGCCAUUGUCACAGUGUGUUUUGUAUGCGUGUAAAAGAAUGUUAUCACUAAAAAAUACGCUGCAUACAUGCACAUAAUAACAAGCCAUUCACAGCCAAAAAUAUGUUGGUGGUCUUAUUUUGCAGAUGUGAUUUGUGACUGACGCUGGGACUUGACCAAUCUGUUACUGUUUUCUAUCUGCCUAGGAAGCUUCAAUAUUUGUCUCUCAAAUGCAUUUAGUUUCGUAUCACUCUGGUGCAUCAAGACUGUGAGGGUUAAAAAAAAAGCGACAUUGUUUUCCUGUCACAUGGAUGUUUUCUUCUUUCACGCAGAGAUUUGGAUUUUGUUACUUCAAUAUCAAGUUGCCUAAAAAUGUGGAGGUGUUACGUUCGUUCGGCACUGUUGUAUUCGUGGGCUGUUUCAUGCAUAUUUAAGCGUUCGAUUUCUGUUCAAGUUCUGUUGCAUUUACUAAAACAAUCAGCGUAAGCCAUGUCUCUGACCCUGUGCACAUGGACUUGGAUAGGUGUGUGUGCGUGCUGCAGUGCGAAUGUCCCAAACACACAUGGACAUCGUUCAAAGAUGGACCGACGAGAUGGAGAGGAGCGUUUGCGUUCAUGACACACAAGGAGACACAAACUCUCUCUCUCACCAUCCUGCCUUUUUUAGGUCUCGUUUAUGGAACAUGGCCUCAGAAAGGUCCAUCUUCUGUCUUUCACAUCCAGCGGUUCUUUGUGCACUUGCUUUCGCCAUGAGCGCUGGGACCAGUACUCUGUACGCAGACACAUGCGGGGGACGAACCACAAAGUGUGUAUUUUUUUAGGGAACGCUUCAGUUGUGUGUACGUGUUUCUCUGUGCCAAUAGCCAGCGGGUGGCGGCCACUUUAAAGACCUCCAUUCCUCUCCAGUGAUGUGUUCAGACGUUUGUAAAACACCAUGUUUGUAUGUGAUGUUUUCUUUUCAGUGUCCAUCCUUCCAUCUCCCCCCAUCACGAUCCCUCUCUUGUUUUUCCCUCCUGCAUACAUGCCUUUAAAAGGGUUAAACAACUAAUACAUUCCUUUGAAGAAAUGUUGAUUAAAAAACACAAAAAAACUUUACAA
Danio aesculapii is the source of this 6263-nucleotide messenger RNA. RefSeq names its product ephrin-B3b (gene efnb3b). Gene Ontology annotation, molecular function: ephrin receptor binding. Gene Ontology annotation, biological process: ephrin receptor signaling pathway; axon guidance. NCBI's taxonomy places the organism in Eukaryota, Metazoa, Chordata, Actinopteri, Cypriniformes, Danionidae. The transcript has 5 exons. The coding region runs from base 823 to 1851 and encodes 342 amino acids. The record is from RefSeq and is a predicted model, not a curated record. Gene Ontology annotation, cellular component: plasma membrane.